AUGAAAAUUCAGGCAAGUUCGGCAAAUACAAAUAUGAAAUUAUCCGUUUUGUUUAUCGUGAUGCAGUUGCUGGUGCUGCUGGCUGCACAGGCGAUUGACCUUUCGCCGCAGCAACAGCAUGGUGCGGAUUUGGCAGCCAGCUUGAAGGAGCUGCAAGGGGAGAUGGCGCAUCCAUUGGGCAGCCAGUGCAUCCGCGAUUGCCUCGCCGAGAAGGGCAGCCUAGUGAUGGAUACACUGCGUGAAUGUCAGCAGGUCGAGCAGCAGUUCGACUGUACACUGUACUGCAUGUUUGAUGUAGAGCCGCGCUAUUAAGCCAUUAACCGAUAUAGUGCAAAUACGCACAGGCUUGCUGGCCAUUAAACCAAUUAUGGCCAGCCCGUAGCACUGCAGCAAGGAGUCCAGACAAGACGAACAAACUCUCGAGACGAGGUAAAUAGAUGACAGCAAUGAAUGCGGAUGAGACAAAGCAGGCUGGAAUGCCUCAAGGAGCUGAGGAGGAGCAGGAAGCGGAGAAGGAGCAGAAGAAGGAGAGCGAUGGAGCAGGGCAGUGUGAUCCUGAGAGCAGAAUAGUGGCUCCGCCGCCCAGGCAGCGAACUCUAA
Messenger RNA from Drosophila simulans, 600 nucleotides. RefSeq lists its product as uncharacterized. The transcript has 2 exons. The coding region runs from base 1 to 312 and encodes 103 amino acids. NCBI's taxonomy places the organism in Eukaryota, Metazoa, Arthropoda, Insecta, Diptera, Drosophilidae. The record is from RefSeq and is a predicted model, not a curated record.